UUGAGUAGUAUCAAGACUAUACAUACCUGCAGAGACAAGCAGGGGAGGUGUGGACUUUUGUCAUAGUUUCUUCAUACGGCUAUUAGUUGGGGUGCGUACCUGUGAAAUGCUGUGCAAACAUGUCAGCAAUAACAUCAACUAUGUUCCGAGGUCUUGUGGUCAUGGCCGUUGUUAUGACAGGUCUGGCAGACGACCCAAUUGUGAAUACAACGCACGGGCAGAUCCAAGGUCUCACAAAGGUCAUUCUCAAUAAGACAGUCAACACUUUCUAUGGAAUUCCUUUCGCCAAGCCACCGGUGGGUAAUUUACGUUUCAAACGACCAAAAAUGUUACCUGCAUGGGGAGAAAACAUGAUGGAUGCAAGAAUUCCUAAAAACUCGUGCAUGCAGUUGGGUAGAAGCAACACUACUUGGUUAAGAUCUGAUGCCCAAAACAGUAGCGAAGACUGUCUGUACAUUAAUAUUUGGGCUCCAGCUAACAGCUCAGAAAGUCUGACCACCCUUGUGUGGUUGUACGGAGGUGCCUUUGUCAGGGGGACUAUCAACUUCCCGCUUUAUCACGGACACUAUCUGGCUGCAGCUAAUAACGUCAUAGUAGUGACUAUCAAUUAUCGUCUGGGUGUUUUUGGAUUCUUCUACACCGGAAAUGACGCUGCGCCAGGUAACCAAGGCAUGCUAGACCAGGUGUUAGGUCUAAAGUGGAUUCACGACAAUAUAGACAGAUUUGGAGGAGAUCCAAAAAGGAUCACUCUGUUCGGCGAGAGUGCUGGAGCAGCUUCGAUUAACUAUCAUCUACUUUCACCUCUGUCCCGGGACCUCUUUCAGUUCGCCAUCCUACAGAGUGGAACAGCUGAAGCCAAAUGGGCAUCCGUAGAUGAGUCCUCUGUGAAAGCCACAUCUACAGGCUUAGCAAAACGGUUAGGAUGCCCUGCUAUUGAUCAACCAUCCAUGAUGCGGUGCAUGUUGAAAACUGAUGCUCAGAAGAUUGUCAACAACCACCUGUACUCGUUGAGAUUAUCAAACCCUGCUCCAUGGGCGCCAAUUGUUGACGGCUACUUCCUACCAUCGCAUCCAGAAGAGAUGCUUCAGAAGGGAGACGUGAAAAACACGAGUAUCAUAAUAGGUGUGAAUAAAGAUGAAGGAGCACUGUACAUUCGCGGCCUCUUCAACAGAACCGGAUUCGUGGCGGCUGCCAACGCUACAGCAAAAUUAUACGGAGACAUCUCCAUCGUCCCGGCUAUUGUGAACGAGUACGAACUGUCCACAGUGCCAUCGCUUCGUCCGAUUUACUACACUCUCACAGAAAACCUGUUUAGUGAUUUUGCUUUUAAGUGUCCAGCGACAUCCUUUGCAAACACGUAUUCCGCGAUGGGCAACAAGGUGUUUAUGUAUAACCUGGAACACAGGUCUGCUCUGUGUCCUUUCCCUGAAAACAUGGGUGUGGUUCAUAGCUGUGACCUGGAACUGGUGUUUGGGCAUCCGUUGGACAACAGUCUGACGUUCACCAAUGACGAUAAGAGGAUCAGUGAACAAAUCACGCAUUACUGGACUAGCUUUGCGAAAACAGGUGAUCCAAAUAAUGGACAAAACCAGACAAUUUGGCCCGUGUACGACAAUAAUGAAAUGAAGCACAUUGUUCUGGACAAAACCAUCUCAACUGGACAGGGUCUACGUUAUAGAGAAUGCAUGUUUUGGGAGAAGACCGUAAAGCUACUGACGAAAACCAAAGCCACCAGUGAGCGUUGUGUUACGAACCGUGCGGAACCAGUAAAAGGAAGCAUUCCAGUCCUGUGUAUCCUGUUUGGGCUUUUGUUUGCUGUAAAAACGCCUUGUCAUUUGUAGGAUAUCAAGCAGCCGUGACGUAAAUCCAUUGUUCUCUUGUAAACCACCCAUGCCACAUGUGUCGGAAUAUGGAGCGGGUAUCGUAUGUUGAUUUGUGUGUGUCAUUUGUUCAUGUGUAGCUCGAGUGUCCUGUAGCUCUGCUGAUUUUAUGUAAGGCUAUGGCUAGUGCGUACGUGGUGCUAAAAAAAACUAUCAAUGUUGAAGAUCAGACUACUAAGCUAAUUUUAAGUGAAAAAGCUAAAGUUUGUUUUGUUUAACAAUCACCACUAGAACACUUUGAUUUAUUCAUCAUUUGCUAGUGGGUGUCAGACACUUGGUAGCUUUGACAAAGACAUAUAGUCUUAGAGAGGAAACUCGCUACUUCUUUUUCCAUUAUUAGCAAAUUAUAUUUUAUAUGCACCAUGUCACAGACCAGUUGUGGUGCACUGGGCUAUUUCUCGUUCUAGCCAAUGCA
Gigantopelta aegis is the source of this 2295-nucleotide messenger RNA. Its product is annotated as acetylcholinesterase-like. Gene Ontology annotation, molecular function: cholinesterase activity. The transcript is spliced from 4 exons. The record is from RefSeq and is a predicted model, not a curated record. NCBI's taxonomy places the organism in Eukaryota, Metazoa, Mollusca, Gastropoda, Neomphalida, Peltospiridae. Bases 120 to 1841 code for a protein of 573 amino acids.